Molecule: messenger RNA, 1776 nt
Organism: Spinacia oleracea (spinach)
Lineage: Eukaryota; Viridiplantae; Streptophyta; Magnoliopsida; Caryophyllales; Amaranthaceae
Product: vacuolar-processing enzyme gamma-isozyme
Exons: 9
Coding region: 52-1488 (478 amino acids)
Biological process (GO): vacuolar protein processing
Molecular function (GO): cysteine-type endopeptidase activity
Source: RefSeq, a predicted model, not a curated record
UCCAAUUUUUUGGCAUUAUAAGAUAUCACUAGUAUCAAAAGUUCUCACAUUAUGGCUUUUCACCACCUUUCUCCUAUCUUAAUCUUGCUCUUGGGUAUUCAACUUGUUGAGAGCCGUUUAACACACGAAACAUUGACAACAACUUUUGCAACUUCAUCAAAAAAUUAUGGUGAUGAAGGGACUAAUUGGGCUGUACUCGUGGCGGGUUCAAGGGGUUACGGUAAUUACAGACACCAGUCAGAUAUUUGUCACGCGUACCAAAUCUUAAAAAAGGGUGGUUUGAAGGAUGAAAACAUCGUUGUUUUCAUGUACGACGACAUAGCUCAAAGCGAAGAAAAUCCAAGAAAAGGAACUAUAAUCAAUAACCCGAAAGGAGCCGAUGUUUACAAAGGAGUUCCCAAGGACUACACGGGCGAAAGUUUGACGACUAACAAUCUUUUAGCUGCAAUACUUGGAAACAAAACAGCCAUAAAAGGAGGGAGUGGCAAAGUUGUUAAUAGUGGCCCGAAUGAUCGUAUAUUUAUCUACUACUCCGAUCAUGGAAGUCCCGGCGUACUUACUAUGCCUAAUGAUGACGAUCUUUAUGCCAAAGAUUUUAUCAACACCUUGAAGAAAAAGCACCUAAUGGGCACAUACAAAAGCAUGGUGAUAUAUAUAGAAGCUUGUGAAGCAGGGAGUAUAUUUGAGGGUCUUCUGCAGAAAGAGUGGAACAUAUACGCGACUACGGCAUCAAAUCCUGAUGAAAGUAGUUGGGCAACUUAUUGCCCUGGUUUUGAUCCUAGUCCUCCUUCUGAAUUUGAUACCUGCUUAGGCGACUUGUAUAGUGUUGCUUGGCUGGAGGAUAGUGACAUGCACAAUGCCCAAUCAGAGACGGUGGAACAACAAUAUGAAGUGGUAAAGAAAAGGACCUCGGAUGGAGGAGAACAUGGAUCACAUGUAAUGGAAUAUGGUAAUACCGACUUUAGUAAGGAACACCUUUCAUCGUACAUUGGAUCAUCAACCCUUGUCUCCAGCAGCCAUAAAGGUCACAACAAAGGCGGCAAGGGCAAGGGCAAGGGCAAGGGCAAUAAGCACAACCCGAUCUCUUCGACUCCUGUUGAACAACAUGAAGCCGACAUCCUCUACUUAAAGCGAAAGGUUUUAAGAGAGCCUGAAGGAUCUAUUAAGAGAACAGAGGCUCAAAAGGAGUUAGAUGCUGCAAUGUCACAUAGGGAGCACGUCGAUCGUACCUUUGAAGAUAUUGGAAAAACACUUUUUGGUGAAGAAAAAGGGUAUGAGAUGAUUAAGACCGUUCGAUCAGCAGGACAAUCGAUUGUUGAUGAUUGGGAUUGUUUCAAAACACUGGUUGAGACUUAUAAGACACAUUGUGGAGUCCUCUCUACCUAUGGGAAGAAGCAUAUGCGGGCGUUUGCGAAUAUGUGCAAUGAUGGAGUGCAACAAGCUCAAUUGGCUAAAGUAGCAUCACAAGUGUGUGGAAGACAAGUUUAAUUAGCCAUAAUUUUCGAUAAUUAGCCUAAAUUAACUUUCCCCGACCCAAGAAAAAUAUAAGUAUUUGCAAAUGAAUAAAAAAUAGAUGAAAAUAAGAUAUAUAGCAACUACAUGUUUGUAUGUACUUCGUAGAAUAAAUCGAACUUUGUGAUUCUAGAAUACGCACUACAAUGAUGCGCAUAAUUAAGUUAGUGAUGUUAAUAUUUUAUCCUUCAUUUCUAGGGUUUGCAAGCGAAGGAAUGUAAGUGUAUAUGAUCAUCAUGUCAAUGAAUUGAAGUUGUUUACACA